This is a messenger RNA of Linum tenue, 213 nucleotides long. NCBI's taxonomy places the organism in Eukaryota, Viridiplantae, Streptophyta, Magnoliopsida, Malpighiales, Linaceae. The record is from the annotation of a GenBank genome assembly.
AACAACUUCCAUACUAUUCUUAAGUGGCAGCUCCUCGGAAACUGCGGUUGGGACCACUCCAUCCUCUGCUGGCUGCUUUUGAAGUGCUGGAUCAAAAGCCACAAUCUCCAUUGUUGGCUGCUGUGGAAGUGUUGGAGGAGGAGUAACUCCAGCCUUCUCCACUGCUGGAGUCUUCUAGAGCUCAGCUGGCUGUUGCGGAAGUGCCGGAGCACG